Messenger RNA from Dromiciops gliroides (monito del monte), 5680 nucleotides. RefSeq names its product AT-rich interaction domain 4B (gene ARID4B). Gene Ontology annotation, biological process: regulation of transcription by RNA polymerase II. Gene Ontology annotation, molecular function: transcription cis-regulatory region binding. Gene Ontology annotation, cellular component: nucleus. Lineage: Eukaryota; Metazoa; Chordata; Mammalia; Microbiotheria; Microbiotheriidae. The record is from RefSeq and is a predicted model, not a curated record.
CCGGCUUCGGGGUGGAGCAGGGGAAGGGGGCUCGAGACGUGACGAGCACCCAGCACCCAGCCAGGUGCAGGUGAAUUCUGUGUCUGCGAGAGGAUCGCGGCCGCGGAAUCACCACCAUGAAGGCCAUUGAUGAGCCUCCUUAUUUGACAGUGGGCACUGAUGUGAGUGCUAAAUACAGAGGAGCCUUCUGUGAAGCCAAGAUCAAGACCACAAAGAGACUUGUCAAAGUCAAGGUAACAUUUAGGCAUGAUUCUUCAACAAUGGAAGUACAAGAUGACCACAUAAAGGGCCCACUAAAGGUUGGAGCAAUUGUAGAAGUAAAGAAUCCAGAUGGUGCCUAUCAAGAAGCAGUCAUCAAUAAAUUAACAGAUGCUAGUUGGUACACAGUAGUUUUUGAUGAUGGAGAUGAGAAGACACUUCGAAGAUCUUCAUUGUGCCUGAAAGGAGAAAGACAUUUUGCUGAAAGUGAAACUCUAGACCAGCUUCCACUUACCAAUCCUGAACAUUUUGGCACACCAGUCAUAGGAAAAAAAACAAACAGAGGAAGAAGAUCUAAUCACAUACCAGAGGAAGAAUCUUCAUCAUCCUCUAGUGACGAAGAUGAAGAUGAUAGGAAACAAAUUGAUGAGCUACUAGGAAAAGUUGUAUGUGUAGACUAUAUAAGCUUGGAUAAAAAGAAAGCUCUGUGGUUUCCAGCACUGGUGGUUUGCCCAGAUUGCAGUGAUGAUAUUGCAGUAAAGAAGGAUAAUGUCCUAGUUCGCUCUUUCAAAGAUGGCAAAUUUACUUCAGUCCCCAGAAAAGAUGUCCAUGAAAUUUCUAGUGAAACCUCACCAAAACCUGAUGCUGUAUUAAAGCAAGCUUUUGACCACGCACUUGAAUUUCAUAAAAGUAAAACUGUUCCCAGUAACUGGAAAACUGAAUUGAAAGAGGACAGCUCUAGUAGUGAAGCAGAGGAGGAAGAAGAAGAAGAAGAUGAUGAAAAAGAAAAAGAAGAUAAUAGUAGUGAAGAGGAGGAAGAAAUAGAACCCUUUCCAGAAGAACGAGAGAACUUUCUUCAACAGCUUUACAAAUUUAUGGAAGACAGAGGCACACCUAUUAAUAAAAGGCCUGUACUUGGAUACCGAAAUUUGAAUCUCUUUAAGUUAUUUAGACUUGUACACAAACUUGGAGGAUUUGAUAAUAUUGAAAGUGGGGCCAUAUGGAAGCAAGUCUAUCAAGAUCUUGGAAUUCCUGUUUUAAAUUCAGCUGCAGGAUACAAUGUUAAAUGUGCUUAUAAAAAAUAUUUAUAUGGCUUUGAAGAAUAUUGUAGGUCAGCCAACAUUGAAUUUCAGAUGGCAUUGCCAGAGAAGAUGCUUAACAAGCCUUGUAAGGAGUGUGAAAAUGCAAAAGAGACAAAAAACAAGGAAGAACCUGAGUCAGAGAUAAAAGCAGAGGUUAAAGAGGAAGGAGAUACUAUAUUACAAGAAGAGAAGCCUGCUGAAGAUGAGAUUGAAAGAAAAGAAAAUAUCAAACCUUGUCUGGGUAAUAAAAAGAACUUGUCAGAACCUACAAAUAUACAGUCUGAUCAGGAAAACGAAUUUAACAUUAAAAAAACAGAAGAGAAUGAAAACCUAGAAGUUAAAGAAGAUGAGACAAUUAAGGUAGAUGAAAUACUCAACACAAAGGUAGAGGCAGAAGAAGAAAAAGCAAAAUCUGGAGAUGAAACGAAUAAGGAGGAAGAUGAAGAUGAGGAAGAAAGAGAAGAAGAGGAGGAGGAGGAGGAGGAAGAGGAAGAUGACGACGAUGACAACAAUGAGCAAGAGGAGUUUGAAUGCUAUCCACCAGGCAUGAAAGUUCAAGUGCGGUAUGGACGAGGGAAAAAUCAGAAAAUGUAUGAAGCUAGUAUUAAAGAUUCUGAUGUCGAAGGUGGAGAGGUCCUUUACUUGGUGCAUUACUGCGGAUGGAAUGUGAGAUAUGAUGAAUGGAUUAAGGCAGAUAAGAUAGUAAGACCUGCUGAUAAAAAUGUACCCAAAAUAAAACAUCGAAAGAAAAUAAAGAAUAAAAUUGACAAAGAAAAAGAGAAAGAUGAGAAAUAUUCUCCAAAAAACUGUAAGCUUCGCCGCCUAUCAAAACCACCAUUUCCAGCAAAUACACCACCUGAAAUAGCAUCUAAACUGGAUACUGAAACCAAAAAUUCUGAACAAGUUCAAGUUAAAUCUGUAGAAAUUACUUCUAUACUAAAUGGACUUCAAGCUUCUGAAAGUUCUGCUGAAGACAGUGAGCAGGAAGAUGAGGCAAGGACUCAGGACAUAGAUAAUAAUGGCAAGGAAGAGUCUAAGGCUGACACUGUGAGCCAUGACAAAAAUGAGCUUAGUCCAAAAGAGGAACAGAGCAGUUUAUCUGUGCCACAAGAAAACAAAAUCCAAACAGAUUUAUUAAUACCCAAGUCCAUAUCAAAAUCUCCAGAAAGAUUACGAAAAGACUUAGAAGAAAUAUCUGAAGAUACUGAUUAUGAAGAUGAAGUCACAAUAAAAAGAAAGGAAAUCAAGAAGGAGACAACAGAUAAAUCAUUAAAGCCUCAAGUAAAACGGGGUAAGAGAAGGCAUUGCAAUACAGAAGAAUGCUUAAAGCCUGGGUCACCUAGCAGAAAAGAGGAGAAAUCUAAGAGCAAAGAAUCCCUUUGUUUAGAAAACAGUAGCAACAGCUCCUCCGAUGAUGAAGAAGAUAAGUCCAAAGCAAAAGUGACACCAACUAAGAAAUACAAUGGUUUGGAGGACAAAAGGAAAUCUUUAAGGACAACUGGUUUUUAUUCAGGGUUUUCAGAAGUGGCAGAAAAGAGGAUAAAACUGCUAAAUAACUCUGAUGAGAGACUUCAGAACAGCAGAGCUAAAGAUCGGAAAGAUGUCUGGUCAAGUAUUCAAGGACAGUGGCCUAAAAAAACACUUAAGGAACUGUUUUCAGACUCUGACACGGAGGCUGCAGCUUCACCCCCACAUGCUUCCCCUGAAGAUAUGGCCUCAGAGGAGCAGCUACAGACUGUGGCAGAAGAAGAGAGUGGUUCACCUGGUAUUGAGUUAGAGAAACCAUUACCUGUCAAUUUAGAUAUUAAACCUGUGGAGGAAAAAAACAUGGAAGUAAACGAUAAGAAAUCAGAAUUCCCAAGCAGUGGGAGUAAUUCAGUGCUAAAUACCCCUCCAACUACACCUGAAUCGCCUUCAUCUGUAACUGUAACAGAACCCAGUAGGCAGCAGUCAGCUGUGACAGUGUCAGAAACAUUGGCCCCCAAUCAAGAAGAGGUACGCAGUAUCAAGAGUGAAACUGAUAGCACAAUUGAGGUGGAUAGUGUUGCAGGGGAGCUCCAAGACCUCCAGUCUGAAGGAAAUAUCUCUCCAACAGGCUUUGAUGCUAGUGUCAGCUCCAGCAGUAGUAAUCAGCCAGAACUGGAACAUCCUGGAAAAGUCUGUACAGGUCAGAAAAGAGUAAAAGAUGCUCAGGGGGGAGGAAGUUCAUCAAAAAAGCAGAAAAGAAGCCACAAAACAUCAGUGGUAAACAACAAAAAGAAAGGCAAAACCACAAACAGUAGUGAUAGUGAAGAACUUUCUGCUGGUGAAAGUGUGACUAAGAGUCAGCCAGCUAAAUCUGUUUCCACUGGAAUGAAGUCUCAUAAUAGCAAGUCUCCAGCAAGGACACAGUCUCCAGGAAAAUGUAGUGGAAAGAAUGGAGAUAAGGAUUCUGAGCUCAAGGAACAUAGUAAUCGAUUACCCAAAGUUUACAAAUGGAGUUUUCAAAUGUCUGACCUGGAAAAUAUGACAAGUGCAGAACGCAUUGCAAUCCUUCAAGAGAAACUACAGGAAAUCAGGAAACAUUAUCUGUCAUUGAAAUCUGAAGUGGCUUCCAUUGAUCGGAGAAGAAAACGUUUAAAGAAGAAGGAAAGAGAAAGUGCUGCUACAUCUUCAUCUUCUUCGUCCUCCCCUUCAUCCAGCUCUAUCACAGCUGCUGUCAUGUUAACUUUAGCAGAACCUUCCAUGUCCAGUGCAUCACAGCCCGGAAUGUCGGUGGAGUGCAGGUGACAGCAGGACUUCCCAAAGCACUUUGCACUUAAUGGCUGCUGAGGGCCCCUUUUUUAUAUAUACUGCACAGUGGCACACAAAAUCAGACAAGCACUAUUUUAUAUUUAAAAAUUGUUUCUUGACAAGCUGACUUGGCACUUAAGUGCACUUUUUAUGAAGAAAAAGUACAAUGAACUGCUUUUCCUCAAGCAAUAAUUGUUUCCAACUUGUCUGGGAAUUGUAUGUCUGGUAACUUGAAGGCCUUCCACUGUGGCAAAUGGAGGCUUUUCACUGCCUGCUGAGACAAUACAAGAAAGCAUAGUUAUUGGGUGGGCCAGAACAUGUCUAAACAACUUACUGUACAUGUAUUCCCUGGUAUUUUGUUAAAGCUGGAACAUUUGAUAUUUUUCCAUUUAUUUAUGAAAAAUAUGAACCUAUUUUCCUUUGUACAAGCUAAUUGUUUUUUAAAUGCAAGUCACCUUAAAGUGGCUUUAAAUUGUAUAAGUCAAGCACAUGUAAUAAAUUCAAAACCUGCAGGUAACAGGAUAUUAGACAUCAGUCCUGGUAACCAAAUAAGAUUCUCUUUUAAAAAAAGACUGACAAUGUUUACAGGUUUGAAUUAGGUUAAAUGGUUUUGUGAUGGGUUUUCACGGCCCAUUAAUUGGAAUGAAACUACUGUACUUUGCCAUUUUUCUAUGAAUCAGUAUUUUUUUUUAAUUUUGAUAUAAUACAUUGUGUGAAAAAGGAAGAAAAUGGCUAACAAACUAUAUUAAAUCUUAAACAAUGUAUAAAAUUGUACUUAGCCAGUUUAAAGUGUAUAUUUAUUCAUAAUGGAUUAUAACAGUUAUAUUUUUGUGUUUUAUUGUAAAUGUUUCUUUUCCCUUUAAAACAGAUAUUUCAUUUGUAAUGCUUAUUUUAUUAUGAGCUACAACAGAGGAUUUCCAGAACAAGUAAGCUGUGUUCAUGUGUAAUUCAUGGUUGAUGAUAUGAUGAACACUACCACAAAAUGAUAGUUUUAAAUAUAGCUUAUCUGAGUGGUAGGUCUACUAAGACAAAAAAAGCCUUGUACAAAAUCAAAAAUGAACGCAAACUGUUUUCACUCGUAUUUGACUUUUAUGUUGUAUGAUCCCAAGAUCUGUUCUGUUUGGCACUUGUAUAUUUAAUUAUACGCCUUUGUAAGACAUUUGUAUAUUGCGGAAGUGUUCAUUCAAGCUAUUUAAUACCUAGCACUGUUAAUACACAGUACUUUAUUGUACAGACUGCUUUACUGUUUUAAUUGUAGUUCUGUGUACUUUUUUUGGAUGGGGGCUGGCAUGGGUUUUUUUUUUUUUUCUGGCAAUACAACAUGUGGGAAUUUUGAAACGUUUUGUUUGUAGAUGCUAACGUGUCAGAAUCCUUUACAUUCAACUUUUCUAAGAAAAGCAUUUUCAGUCUUUGUAGUGUGUGCUCACAGUUAACCGAUUUUGUUGAAAAUGGUUUCAGAAUAUUCAGAUUUGUACAGGACUGUAAAAAUUUGUUGACAAACAUUGAAGGAAAAGCUUAUAGAAAAAAGCUAUAGAGCAUAUAUUAGGUUAUGCAGACAAUGGAGAAUUAUGUAAUAUAUUGUACAAAUGUAAGCAAAGGCUCUGAAAUAAAAUGCCAUAGUUUGUGAA